Molecule: messenger RNA, 411 nt
Organism: Lepus europaeus (European hare)
Lineage: Eukaryota; Metazoa; Chordata; Mammalia; Lagomorpha; Leporidae
Product: guanine nucleotide-binding protein G(I)/G(S)/G(T) subunit beta-1-like
Biological process (GO): G protein-coupled receptor signaling pathway
Cellular component (GO): cytoplasm; heterotrimeric G-protein complex
Molecular function (GO): protein binding; signaling receptor complex adaptor activity
Source: RefSeq, a predicted model, not a curated record
AUGGCUUGGUGGCAGACCUUCACAGGCCAUGAGUCUGACAUCAAUGUCAUCUGUUUCUUUCCAAAUGGCAAUGCAUUUGCCACCGGCUCAGAUGACACCACCUGCAGGCUGUUAGACCUUCGCACAGACCAGAAGCUCAUGACCUACUCCCACGACAACAUCAUCUGUGGGAUCACCUCAGUCUCCUUCUCCAAGAGCAGGAGGCUACUCCUCGCCAGGUACAACGACUAAGUAAGCGGCUUCAAGUGCAAUGUCUGGGACAUGCUCAAGGCUGGCAGGGCAGGUGUCCUGGCUGGUCAUGGCAACUGCAUCAGCUCCCUGGGAAUGACAGAUGAUGGCAUGACCAUGGACACGGGGUCCUGGGGCAGCUUCCUCAAGAUCUGUCUUCUUUAUUUCUUAAAACAAACAUAA